AGCUAUUCUGACUUGGCUGCAUGUUUACUUGUCUACAGCAACCGCAAAGCGAUUACAACAAAAAUGGGACAAGAACAGAGCACACUUGAGAAGAACGGCUACAAAAUAGAAAGUGAAACAAACAAUGGUGUUGUAGCCAUAAAGAACAGUGACAGAUAUCUCAUCAGAAAGCUCAAAAUUUCCACAGAUGCGGAAUUCAUCGCAGAGAUAGAAAUCCUAAAGACAAUAACACAUCCUCAUAUUAUGAGCACCAAGAAUUCUUUUAAAGAUGAAGAUCAGAACACUUACUAUGUAGUGAUGGACUACUGUCUGGGAGGGAGCCUUGCAGAAAAGCUCAAAGAAAAGGGUGAAUGUCUGCAAGAGUUUGAGGCACUUAGCUGGACUGUAGAAAUGUGUAUGGCACUGAGAACCAUUCAUGAAAAGGGCUUGCUUCACAGAGCUCUGACACCAGAGAACAUUUUCUUUACACAAUCUGGGACACUGCUGUUGAGUGGAUUUGGAAAAAUCCAGAGAAGUUCAAAGAACACUAAUUUGGAUACUGUCGGAAAUGAACUAAUUAACUAUUCAGCGCCAGAAGUCUUCACAGAGGAAACAUAUGAUUCUAAAAGUGAAAUUUGGUCAAUGGGAUGCAUCCUUCAUGAGCUUUGUACUCAACAAUUUGCAUUCUCUGCAGAGACCACCGGCAAGCUCAUCUCCAAGAUUAUUAGUGGCCCUUACCCAUCUCUCCCAGAUCAGUGCUCGUCAGAGUUCUGUGAACUCUUGAGGGACAUAUUGAAUAGAGACCCUCACUCAAGACCAACAGCCUGUGAGAUUUUGGCGCAUCCACUUACAAUAACAUGCCUGUCAAAAAAGAGCAAAACAACUGCAGAGCACCUUCAGACUCAGUUGAACAACCUAAGGGCUGUGGCAGAUAAUUUGGAACGUGUGCACCAGGGCACCACUAUUGGAAGUCUGGCAGGAGGAGUGAUCGGAGCAGUUGGAGGGAUUACAUCCAUAGUGGGCCUUAUUCUGGCCCCCUUCACUUUGGGAGCCUCUCUUGUUGUCACUGGGAUUGGAGUAGGGGUGGGUGUGGCUGGUGGGGCCACUGCAGGUGUCUCAAAUAUCACAAACAUGGUCAAUCAGUCUUCUGAUCGCAAAGCCAUUGAAAACAUCAUUAAAGAAUUUGAAGAGCAAAUUAAUGCUGUAGCCGUGUGGCUCCAGGAGAUUAGCAACAGUUUGCAGAUGAUCAGGGGUAGAUGUUACUCACCUGACAUGUCUAACAAUGAGGACAGCAAUUUCAAUCAAGAAAACUGGGCAAGGUUUGGCCCAACAGUAGGUAUGGGCUUAGGCAGCGUUACUGAACUGUUUCGACUGCUUCGAGUGGUAAAUAUUGGCAAAAUUGCAGCACAAGCAUCCAAGGCAGUGCGUGUGGCAGAGCUGGCAACAGGUGCAAUUUCUGCCUUAUUUCUGGCAGUGGAUAUCUUCUUUAUUGCAAUGGACGCUAAAGAGAUACACCACAUUAGACAGAAAGACACAAAUGGUAAAACCUGUUCUGAGAUCCUGAAAUUUGUCCAGUCCAUCAGGCAGGCUGCAGACGAGUUGCAGGGAGUUUUGGAUGAGCUCAAAUGCAUAAUCUCAGCUAUCCCUUUACUUGAGGAUGAGAGAGAGUUGGAAUGGCAACAUAUGGAUUAAUGUAACCUAGAGUCUCAGGUUACAAGUUUAUAUGUGACUGAUACUGGACGUUACCCAAACUAAGGG
Molecule: messenger RNA, 1737 nt
Organism: Scomber japonicus (chub mackerel)
Lineage: Eukaryota; Metazoa; Chordata; Actinopteri; Scombriformes; Scombridae
Product: calcium/calmodulin-dependent protein kinase type 1D-like
Exons: 10
Coding region: 64-1671 (535 amino acids)
Biological process (GO): lipoprotein metabolic process; protein phosphorylation; lipid transport
Cellular component (GO): extracellular region
Molecular function (GO): lipid binding; ATP binding; protein kinase activity
Source: RefSeq, a predicted model, not a curated record